AUGUCACUGUGGUCUCUACUCAGCACCCUGAUCUUGGGCCGUGGCUCUGCCCUCCUCCUUCUGGUCUACCUGUUUAGACUAAGUGUGCGGCUCUGGCAUAAGACUCAGCUUUGGGACCUCCAGCACUGCUCCACAGAUCUAACUGGGAAGACGGCAGUGGUGACUGGGGCCAACAGUGGUAUUGGAAAGGUUGUGUCCCAGGAGCUGGCCUGCCGUGGGGCCCGGGUGAUCCUUGCCUGCCGUAACCGAAAGCAUGGACAGCGAGCCUUGGCUGAGAUCCAAGCAGCCUGUAAGGACGCCUGCCUUCUGCUUUGGGAUGUAGACAUGAGCUCUAUGGCCUCCAUCCGGAGCUUUGCCCGGCAGCUUCUACGAGAGUGUCCUGAGAUACACCUGCUGGUGAACAAUGCUGCAGUCUGUGGUAUGUGCCUGGGCAUGCUUCCCCCAAGCACAUUUUAG
Molecule: messenger RNA, 456 nt
Organism: Pipistrellus nathusii (Nathusius's pipistrelle)
Lineage: Eukaryota; Metazoa; Chordata; Mammalia; Chiroptera; Vespertilionidae
Source: the annotation of a GenBank genome assembly